GUGAGAGAAGCGUCGCGACGACAACGACGCUCUUAGCAAUAUAUGUGUAAUCAGUGCCUUAGUGAGCCAGUGGCCAGGCGCGGUGGACAACAUUAAAUUCAUUUUAACUUAUUUUUAAGUAUUGUUAUUUUUUUUUUUUGUAAACUUUUUUUUUUCAAGUGAAGUGAAUGUGCUUUUCUUUUUUAAAUAAAUACAAUAAAUUUUUUUAAAAGUGUUAUCAACGUUAUCUCAUUGUACAAAAAGGCAUUAUUAUGAGUGAAUCAGUUCCUUGGCGACAACAACAGACAAAUUCUCCUGGAAACUAUGGAAACGAUCAACCAUGUUUCGCAGGACCGCCACCACCUCCACCGCCUCCUGGACCAUGUAAUUUACCUUCGAAAAGGCUCAGUACAGAGAUUCCAGAUAGACGUUUAGAACCACCAGCCUGCGUACAGAAUGCAAUGAUGACAAAAGAUAAAAAACCAUUUACAUAUACACCCGGUGGACUUGAUUUAUCACAAAUAAAGUCCCCACGUAUGGCACGUCGUAUUAGUCGAAACGCACAAGCCGAAGGUGUAUCAGAACCAAGACAAUCUCCAUUAGCUCAACCACCCGGACAACUACCACCAUCUGCUUUAGCUGCCAUGCAACCAAAUUUACCAACACCAGUUUUUCCACCUGGAGGUAUUCCACCUCCACCUCCACCUCCCUCAAAUGCUGGUCCUAUUCAAUCACCACCCCCUCCACCUCCUUUAAAUAACAUUCAACCAAAUGUAAACAAGCCAGUGCCACCUCCACAAAACUUUCAAAGGCCGGACAUCAAAAGUAUUAUACCACCAAAUCCUACAGCUAUGCUACGACAAACUGGUGGGCCCAUGAGACGUGGACCUUAUCCACCUGAACCAGUCGACGAACCUACAUCACCAGAGAAACUACAAGCUUCUAACAAUACAGCUAAUAAACCACAAUUGGGAUCACUUUAUAUACCACCAGUGAAAAAUCAAGAAAUUGAGGAAAAUCGAAACUCACCAAGCAAUAUUCAAUCACCUGCAAGAAAUAUUCAUACACCACCUUCAGUGCAAUCACCAGUUUUGAAUAAAGCACCCACACCUUGGUUAACACAACGCGUGCAACCACAACAACAAUCGAACGUACCUGCAUGGGCACAACGUGAAGAUUCCCAGCCAAAAUCACCACCAACAGUUAUUACAAAAGUGAUGCCAGUUCAAAUUGAACAAAGUACUCCCAAACCAAAUAAUGUUAGUAGUAUUCAAAUUCAACAUAGGCCGCAAGUUUUUGUCGUAAAUCCUCCACAAAUGUAUCAGCAUCCUAUGAGCCCAGGACCACAACAACAACAGCAUUCUAUGAGCCCAGGACCACAACAGCAACCGCAUCCUAUGAGCCCGGGACCACAAGCGCAGAAACAUUCACGAAUUAUUCCGAUUCAAAUAGAAGGAUCCAAUUCACCUACACAAAUGAGUCCAGCUGCAAACAUUUCCCGAAAUGAUAGUGUGAAUCAACCACAAUGGCGAGCGAAUGGAAAUGUUCAACGUACUCAAGAAAUCCCAAAUAACCAAUUUAGAAAACUACAAUUACAAGAGGAUGAUCAAAACUUAAUGAAUAGAUUUAAAAAUCAAGUUGAUGAAGAUACAUUUCUUCAUAAUGAAACGGAUCCAAGAUACCGAGGUGCUGCAAUACCCUCGCGGGCUUUUCGUAUGCUGCAAACAAUGACCGAUUCUGCCUCGGAUCCUAUACCUCAAUAUUCGAAUGCUCCACGUAAUUCACCAGGUCCCGUUAUACGUACAAUCCCGAUUCAAAGAGAAGAUAAUGGAAAUGCUCAACAACAAUAUAUACCACCUAGUGAACAACAAGCACCGGCUGAUCCACGAAAAUAUACAGGAAGUGCAAUACCAAGUCGAUCGUUUCGUAUGCUUCAAGCAAUGACAUCACCAAACAAUACACCUUGUGCAAAUACUCAAAGCACCGAGAACGUCGAGAACUAUGCAAACGAUCCAUAUUAUUCUCAGUGGGGUGGCUAUGAUCCAAAUUACCCACCACAUCCUUAUUGGAAUAAUCCGUAUUGGGCAUAUUAUUCACAAUGUUAUUCCCCACAAUUACAACAAGAAUGUCAAGAUGAAAAUCAAACCGGGGAACAGAAUGAACAAUCUGAACAAGACCUUAAUGCUCAGUAUCAACAAUAUUGGGACCAAUACGGAUAUUACUACAAUUAUUAUCCAUAUUCUUACCCUCCAGUAUAUUCCCCACAUCCAUUUUACCAUCAAAAUUCUGAUACAGAUAAUGAGGGUGCAUAUUCAUCUUGUGAUGAGAUGACAUAUUAUGGGGCAUUAUUUGCAAAUAAACCACCUAAAAUUCCACAAAAACAACAAAGUGAAACGCCUAAUAUCAUAGUAACGUCAGAAAACAACGCAGAAAAUAACCCUGAAAAUAAAUCACAAAAAAAUGAAGUCAAAAAUAUAGAAAAGGCAAAUUCAGUUUCGGAUUCCAGUGAAUCUGAGUCAGAUUCAGAAUCGGAUGCAGAUACUGAAGUAGGAGAUCAAAAACCUAUUAAAACAAAAUCAGGAUCAUUGAUAGCAAUCAAAUCUGUCUCUGAUAUCAAUAUUUAUGAGGACAGUAAUAAUUAUCCGAAUGACGAUCAAGAUGCUAAUGAUGACAAUUCAAAUGAUGAAGAAAGUACUGAAGAAAAUGAAGAUGAAUAUUCUGCUUACGAAGAAGAAGAAGAAAUUCCACAUCAAUUAAGUGUAAUAUUCGAAGAUGAUAAUGAAGUUAGCGAUUAUGAAAGUGUUCGAGGAAAGAAACCUCGUCAAGAUAGUGAACAUACUCUAGUUAGUGAAGAAGAAAGUUUCGUAACAGUUGGCAAUGGAGAAUCGGAUACAGACGAAGAAGAAGAAGGUACCCAUACACAAUCAACAGUUACAGUAAAACUACCAUUAAAAUUAAAAUGUUCACGAAAUGAACAAAAUGAACCAAUUACAACAAUUAUAGUUGAACCUACCAGUGAAAUAAUUGAAACUCAUGUGACACUAAAAAGUCCUACUCCUUGUAAAGACAAGCCUAAAGAAGAUGUCUCAUUUACUAUAAAUAUACCUUCACGUAAAAAUAGUUUUGAAACCCAAAACAAUUCAGUAACUGAUUCAAAGUUAACUGAUUCUACUCAAGAUUCCGAUGUUUCAAUCAGUAUAUCUUUAUCGUUAAAGAAAAUUUCAGAUCAGAAUAAUGACUCUAGCGACCAAUUAAAAUGUGAAACUAAACAGGAAGAAGAGGAGUCUGAAAGUGAAGAAGAAAGUGAUAGCGAUAGUGAUGACAAUGAUGAAGGUAGCUCUUCAAGCUCUGGUGACAGUAGUUCUGAUAGUAGCUCAGAAAGUGAAUCAGAAGUAGAAAAUACUAAAGAUGAAAAGGAUGAUAUGAAUGAUAUAUCUGAAAAAGAAAAACAACAAAUUUUAAAAUUAUUAGCAAGAGCAAAGGGUAUAGAAAAGGAUGAGACAAUUUCAAUGAAUGUAAAAGAUAAGAUCAAAUCAUUUGAAAUGCAUAUUCGUAAUGAGAGUAGUAAUUCUAGAAGAAAUAGUUCCAAAUCAAUAGUAGAUAUGACAGAUGAAGAGGACUCUGGUGUGACUUCGGAUAUGAGUCGGCAUAUUUCAGAUACAGAUUCAUCCGAAUGUUUCCCGGAACUACGUAAAAUGAAUAAAUAUAGACGUGCAGCAACACAUUCAAGACUUUUCCAAUUAUUACAAGAAGAAUACAAUGCGAAAGACGAGGACGAAAAUGAAACACAGACAAAUGAAAAUAAUAUUAAUUCUGUAAAAGAGAGUUUGACUUUACCGUUACAAAUUGACCAAGAAGAAUCAUCUAGUGGAAUUAAUUCACCGAUAUCACCAACGGUGAACGAUCGAUUAGUUAAAGAAUUAGUACAAAGUUUAUUAAAACGAAAAAAAGGUAAAUGUUUUAGAAAUUUACCGUUAGAAAAACUUCAUGCAGCUGCGUUAAGAAUACUACAAGAAGAUAUGGAUCGAUAUGACACAAUAAGUUCCUCAGAAGAUGGUGGUAGUACGGCAUUCUUAUCUCCACUUCCCACAGAAACAGUAAAUUCAUCACCAGUACAAACUCCACAAGAAUUCUUUAACGGAAAUUACGACGAUUAUUCUGCAUACUAUAGUUCGUGGGCGAAUAUGGCAUCUGACUCAGAAAACUAUGAUAUUUUACCAUCUAGAACUUUUAAAUUAUUACAAGAUCAUGCAACAGGAACCAAACCAUACAAAAACACAGUUUUGGCAAAAUGUCCUAGAGUAUUAAGUGGUAAAAAUCUUCCAAAAGAAUUACAAAAAGUGACAGAAACCCGUGAAACUCCAUCCCCACUCCUAGAAUCAAAUCCUGACAACAAAAUUGAAGCACGUGCCACCUGAGUACAAAAGGAAGAAAAUGGGGAUCGUUAUAAGUAGGCAAACUAUGUCUAAUUUUAACGUCACUGGGUCACAUAUGCCCAGAAGGUCCUGAUGAGUCGGACUUGUAAAUAAAUAAA
Molecule: messenger RNA, 4513 nt
Organism: Chrysoperla carnea
Lineage: Eukaryota; Metazoa; Arthropoda; Insecta; Neuroptera; Chrysopidae
Exons: 9
Coding region: 252-4397 (1381 amino acids)
Source: RefSeq, a predicted model, not a curated record